Messenger RNA from Diabrotica virgifera virgifera (western corn rootworm), 1092 nucleotides. RefSeq names its product synaptotagmin-7. Gene Ontology annotation, molecular function: SNARE binding; calcium ion binding; clathrin binding. NCBI's taxonomy places the organism in Eukaryota, Metazoa, Arthropoda, Insecta, Coleoptera, Chrysomelidae. Gene Ontology annotation, cellular component: axon; synapse; membrane. The coding region runs from base 1 to 1056 and encodes 351 amino acids. The transcript is spliced from 8 exons. Gene Ontology annotation, biological process: cellular response to calcium ion; calcium-ion regulated exocytosis; regulation of calcium ion-dependent exocytosis. The record is from RefSeq and is a predicted model, not a curated record.
AUGGUAAAUUAUUUUAUUGGUCUAUACUGGCUUGUGACUACAGGCAGUCCCCAAGCCAAAUCACCGGCAGGCAGCAGCCAGGGAGCACUUCCCCCAGAAGCACGUACCCCCACCGCAUCGUCGAAAGGGGCGCUUCAGAAUGUCAAGGGGGACCACCCAUCGGUAAGCCAGGAUAUGGCAUUCCUUCAAAACCGCUCAAUAUCAUUGGUGGACAUGUACAUUGACAACUCUGAACCCUCAGAAAAUGUUGGCCAGAUACAUUUCUCCUUGGAAUAUGACUUUCAAAAUACAACGCUCAUCCUUAGAAUAAUACAGGGUAAAGAUCUGCCAGCAAAGGAUCUGUCAGGCACUAGCGACCCCUACGUUCGGGUGACGUUGUUGCCUGACAAGAAACAUCGACUAGAGACAAAAAUUAAGCGACGAACGUUGAAUCCCCGGUGGAACGAAACGUUUUAUUUCGAAGGAUUUCCAAUUCAAAAAUUGCAGUCUAGGGUAUUGCAUUUGCACGUUUUUGACUAUGACAGAUUCUCCAGAGAUGACUCGAUCGGAGAGGUCUUUCUACCACUAUGUCAGGUUGAUUUGAGCGAAAAGCCAUCGUUUUGGAAGGCACUGAAACCUCCAGCGAAGGAUAAGUGCGGUGAGCUGUUAACUUCUCUCUGUUACCAUCCUAGUAACAGUAUCUUGACGUUAACUUUGCUCAAAGCACGUAACCUCAAAGCCAAAGAUAUCAACGGGAAAUCAGAUCCGUACGUGAAAGUGUGGCUUCAAUUUGGCGAUAAGCGUAUUGAAAAACGAAAAACAGCGAUAUUUAAGUGUACUCUUAAUCCUGUUUUUAACGAUACGUUUUCAUUCAAUGUACCGUGGGAGAAGAUUAGAGAAUGUUCAUUGGACGUAAUGGUUAUGGACUUCGAUAACAUUGGCAGAAAUGAGCUGAUAGGAAGAAUUUUGUUAGCUGGUAAAAACGGAUCCGGAGCAUCAGAGACUAAACACUGGCAAGACAUGAUAACUAAACCCAGGCAGACUAUAGUACAAUGGCAUAGACUUAAACCAGAAUAAGGAACAUAGAUUAACGAAUAUAAAAACUUUCGAAAG